GUCGCUCUUCGUCUGCCUUCUCUAUAAUAAUCUCUUCAUCUCUCUCUUUUAAGGUUGAAAUCUUAUUACUGGUUUUUGAGAAUUCUAACGAGAGAGAAAAAUUAGCCAUGGCUCUUAGAACAGUUAUGAGUAGAAAAUCCUUAGGAUUAGCAAAAUUAGGGUUUAGUAAUGCUAGAGGGUUACAGACUUUUUCUCUACCAGAUCUUGAUUAUGACUAUGGUGCCCUUGAACCUGCAAUUAGUGGAGAAAUUAUGCAGAUUCAUCACCAAAAGCAUCAUCAGGCUUAUAUCACAAACUACAACAAAGCUCUUGAACAACUCACUGAAGCUACAGCUAAAGGAGAUACAUCUACUGUUGUUAAAUUGCAGAGUGCCAUUAAGUUCAACGGCGGAGGUCAUGUGAACCAUUCAAUUUUCUGGAAGAAUCUUACUCCUGUUGGUCAAGGAGGUGGUGAGCUUCCUAGAGGUUCCCUUGCCUCGGCAAUCGAUACACAUUUUGGAUCUUUUGAAAAGUUGGUGCAAAAGGCUAAUGCAGAAGGUGCUGCUUUGCAAGGCUCUGGAUGGGUGUGGUUAGGUCUGGAUAAAGAACUGAAGAAGCUUGUUGUUGAAACCACAGCAAACCAGGAUCCUCUGGUAACCAAAGGUGCAAAUUUGGUUCCUUUGCUGGGCAUCGAUGUUUGGGAGCAUGCAUAUUACUUGCAGUACAAGAAUGUGAGACCAGACUAUCUGAAGAAUAUAUGGAAGGUUAUUAACUGGAAAUAUGCCAGUGAAGUUUAUGAAAAAGCACUCCCAUGAUCUGAGAAUAUAUGGAAGGUUACCAAACUGGAAAUUUGCUGGUGAAGUGUAUCAGAACUAGUCUCUGUUUUCUGUUAAUUAACUUUCAUGUAGUUAUGUGGGUCGGAUGGCCUUGAAUUCUAUUGAAAGGAUAAAUAAGUUGUGAUGUAGAGUUUUACAUGUACUUGGUGUAAUUUGUUUGUUGAUUCACUUGAAAUUAUCCUUUUAGGUUCUGGUUUCCCUUUAACCUGUUUAAUACGAAGUUCUUUGAUAAAA
This is a messenger RNA of Papaver somniferum (opium poppy), 1049 nucleotides long. Its product is annotated as superoxide dismutase [Mn], mitochondrial-like. Gene Ontology annotation, biological process: superoxide metabolic process. Gene Ontology annotation, molecular function: superoxide dismutase activity; metal ion binding. NCBI's taxonomy places the organism in Eukaryota, Viridiplantae, Streptophyta, Magnoliopsida, Ranunculales, Papaveraceae. Bases 108 to 794 code for a protein of 228 amino acids. The transcript is spliced from 6 exons. The record is from RefSeq and is a predicted model, not a curated record. Gene Ontology annotation, cellular component: mitochondrion.